GAACUCUUGAAGUUUGUAUUUAUGAGUAUGAGGGUUAGGUUGUCUCCCGAUAGUUAUAUAUUUUUUUUAUUAUAGAUUUAUUUAUGCAUGUAUAGUCUAAUUAGUGCUCAAAUUGGAGAUAUACGGAAUCGUUCUCAAAAUAUUUAUUGAAAUGAAUUUCCUAGCUGAUAUUCUAGCCACAGCAGAUGCUGCCGAACUUGAAGAUCUCAACUUCCGGGUUCAAGUAUUCACAGAGGAGAUUUCCAACUUGAAGACAGAAGUUUUCAAUGUAAUCGAAGGUACCUAUGUAACUUGCAGACCGGUUCUGAUUGAUUGCUUAGAAAUGGUCCGAAAAGCGGAAACUAUGAACCAAGACUUGACUGAACUGAUAAAUAGGGUUGAAAUUCAGUUAAACCGCGAUCCAUCAAACACAAACAGUGACCUACCCGGAUUGAAGCAAGCUCUUGACGAACAACAUGCAGAUCUCCAUCAUAUCAACAGUCUGCUAUCAUUCCACACAAAUAUGAUAGAAGCCAAACGUCACGAACGGAAUGCUCUCCAUCUAGAAUGCAGUAAAAAGUAUCGCUGUCUGAAAGAGCAAAUCUCAAACGACAGCAAUUUGAAAUCAUUCGUCAACUAUCAGUGUUUGUGCGGGGAGUUGGAUCGUUUCCACUCGAGAGCUACAGUCCGUGUUUUGGACGAAUGGAAGCCGGUCAUCAGUUGGUCGGUGAUUGAUUCGGUGCUAGACAAACAGCAGAGCGAAAUCAGCUUAAAGAUUAGGAGUAGUACAAGUAACCAGCAGCUUAUCAACGCACUUCAUAACUUCGAUCUGUUGUCGUUGGAAGUGAAGAGGUUCUCAAAGAAACUGUUAAACAAUGUCCUUCUUCCAAUCAUCGAUAAAAGAUGUAAGAUACUGGUGACGUCUAGUGGUGAUAUAUUGAGGCUGUUCACAAUGACUCAAAGUCGACCGGUCGGAAGAGUUAAACCGUGCGCAGAUGUAUUGAAUGAACUGAUUGUUGCGAUCGAAUUCAUUCACAAUCAUUUGGAUGUUGCAAUUGGCGAGAGUGGUUCUCAGAUGAACCUGAUAACAGAGUUGGGUGCGGAGAUAGGUGAUGAGUUUUGUGACUAUUUGGUGGCCCACUGCUUGGAGGAGGCCCUGCCCGAAGAGAUUGCAGACUUGGAUCGGUUCGAUGCAAUAGUCGAGAAGCUGACUGAGCUGAAUGAGUUACUGCAUAAGAAAGGUUUUUUGACCACUGGCAACACCAAUUUGCAGUAUUACAAUGGUGUCGGCAACCCUCUGAUGACAGAUAGAAUCAGCCAAUGCUAUCUGAUGGAAGCUCUCAGUUUGAUGAAGGCGGAUUUGUUUGAUAUAAUGGAUGCUGGGGUGAAGGAUGAGGUGAACAAAGAAACAUUCUACGAUGAGAUCGCCACUGUAGAUCAACUGAAUGACAACUCUUUCGAAUUCCCCCAUUUGAAAAUAAGCAAAACAGCUGACAAGAUACUGCGAGUAAUCGAGCGGAUGCUGAUGGAAGCCACUUCUAAUAAUUGCUCUAAAAUGAUCACCAGAACUUUAUACCUAAGAACUAGGCAUAUUAUUAAAAUGUACUGCGCUGUUUCUCCGUUCUAUCAUAAGCAUGCAAUGGAAACUAACCCUCAGUAUGCUGCAUUCUUCCACAAUAAUUGUCAGUACAUGGCUCAUAGACUAACUCUGUUGGCAAAGGAAUACAAGGAACCAAUUUCCAAUAUUCUAGAUAAUGAGUUGGUCAUUAUGUGUGAUCUAGUGCCUGUUCUUACGUCAACGGGAGCCGAAACCCUUCGAAAUCAAUUGAUGACACAAAAACGAAAAAUAAUCGAUACACUUAGAAACUCUGGUCUUGUCACAUUGACGGAAAGUAAAAAGAUUCCUUCGAGUGUUGAAAAAUCCAUUUGCGAAGUCUGUAGUCAGCUGAGUUUUCUACAAAGUGUGUGGGAAAACGUUUUGAGUGAUGCUACUUAUUGUAGAGCGUUGGGUUAUUUGUGCAAUAUCUGCGUCGAGGAACUGACUCACAGAGUCUGCAGCUAUUGUAAUAUAGAUGAAACUACUGCUAAACAUCUAAUACACGUGUUCAAUAAAGUUGUUGAGAAACUGACUACUAUAUUUGAAGACCCUCAAGAAAUCGUGAAAAAUGUCAAGCUGUGGCUCAGAUUCAAUGAAAUUAUAAAAUUUCUCGGAGCAGACUUGAACAAAGUGGAAGCCCGAUGGGGAAAUGGAAAAGGACCUCUGGCGCAAGAAUUUAACGCCCAAGAAGUUAAAAAACUGAUUCGAGCUGCAUUUCUUGGAUCAGUGAAGCGGGCUACACUGUUAGCUGCUAUCAAAUAGUAGUUAGCUAGUGACGACAUUGCCUUAUCAUAUAGUAAUUUCUUAAAAAUUUGAAUUAUUAUAUAUUUUUUGUACAUUAAAUCAAGCAUGAGAAAUAAACAUGAGUAUCAGUUUA
Messenger RNA from Nilaparvata lugens (brown planthopper), 2453 nucleotides. Its product is annotated as centromere/kinetochore protein zw10 homolog. The transcript has 10 exons. Lineage: Eukaryota; Metazoa; Arthropoda; Insecta; Hemiptera; Delphacidae. Gene Ontology annotation, biological process: mitotic spindle assembly checkpoint signaling; endoplasmic reticulum to Golgi vesicle-mediated transport. Bases 152 to 2338 code for a protein of 728 amino acids. The record is from RefSeq and is a predicted model, not a curated record. Gene Ontology annotation, cellular component: RZZ complex.